AUGUCCGCAACACCUCAAUCACAACCCACUAUCAAGGCGUUCUGCGGCGAACAUCAUGUCAUCAACUGGAACAUCAAAGUUCAAGAUCCAGACCUCCAUACUGGAUGUACUGUUGGAAAAUUCUGCGUUGUAGGCAAAGACCAAUCUUGUCCGAUGGCAAAUUUGUUCGCUGCCUAUCAGCAAAGCGGGCUUUGGGAUGCCUGCGACCCAAAACAUCGAGCUUGUUACAUCGGCCAGCCUUGCAUGGUCACUGGCGAGAAGACAUGCCCCAGGAUCCUCUAUGUGGCCAAGUACCAGCACGCCUACGGGAAUUGCUCAUCCAGCGGACCGGAUCAUGCGUUCUGUCCGGCAAUAUCCGAGCUUGAGCAACAGUGCUUGUUCCCGAGCUGUUCUGCUUGUGUCGUCUUGACUGAAGCCAGAGGCCUUGUGCUCAUACAUCGCCGGAUACUUGAUGAGUGUGUGGAGGAUGAAAAUUUCUCCGCCGCGGACAUCGAUUGCAUCAAGAAGAGUGUCUCUGGGUAUAUACGGGCUUUCCAUGUCAGGAGGAAUUUGCACUUGGAGGAACUCCAGAGAGAAUGCCAGAUGGUCUAUGAUAUGGAGAUGAGCUAUGCCUCUGGAAAUGAUGACACUUCAACGGUCUUGAACUUCGCUGCUGGACGGACGAGAUGGUGGAAGGUAACUAUCGGAAAGGUCGUCAACACGAUUAUCCGCAUUCUGUCUUGA
Molecule: messenger RNA, 723 nt
Organism: Colletotrichum orchidophilum
Lineage: Eukaryota; Fungi; Ascomycota; Sordariomycetes; Glomerellales; Glomerellaceae
Exons: 1
Coding region: 1-723 (240 amino acids)
Source: RefSeq, a predicted model, not a curated record